This is a messenger RNA of Monosiga brevicollis MX1, 2142 nucleotides long. RefSeq lists its product as uncharacterized. The transcript is spliced from 7 exons. Lineage: Eukaryota; Choanoflagellata; Craspedida; Salpingoecidae. Bases 1 to 2142 code for a protein of 713 amino acids. The record is from RefSeq and is a predicted model, not a curated record.
AUGGCCACACGCUGGCCCCUGGCGGGGCCACUGCUCGUCCUGGUGCUGGCAAAUCUCGUUCCUGUGCUGGGUCAGACUUUUGAUCAAGCCAUUAUUUCGGCUUCUCCUCAGUUUCCAAAUCACUCUCGAAUUUUGGGAGCUCUUCUGCAGCAGGCUGAUUUGUUUGCCCAGCUGACCAACCUGACUGUUUUCAUGCCCACGGACGCAAUCUAUGAGAGCUUGCUCAACCUCGAUUAUUCCGAGCUGGAAGUUCUCCAGGCCCACGUGGUGCCCAAUCGCACCAUCACUGGCCUGCAGAUUCGCAAAGAAGUCACUUUCCAAACUCUCAAUAACAACGUCUUUAACACGACACCCACCGACAACUGCACCGCCCUCAUCAGUGGCACCAACUUGACCAUCGAACUACACGGCAAGGGACAACGUCACGGCCCGGUCUACUUUUGGGCCCUAUUGGAGCGCACCGCGCUCCUGAACCUGCCGCUCCACAACUACCUCCUCAUCUACGUCCACGUCCACGUCUACGUCAUCCUCCACCUCCACCUCCACUUCAACCUCCACUUCAACCUCCACUUCAACCUCCACUUCAACCUCCACUUCAACCUCCACUUCAACCUCAACAUUCACCUCGACCUCCACUUCAACCUCUACCUCUACCUCUACCUCUACCUCAACAUUCACCUCGACUUCGACCUCCAGCACUUUGGACUCUGGUAUCGCACAUCGACCAUAACCACAACCACAACCACAACGACCACUACGCGGCCCCCAAGCACCACUUCAUCGGUUUUGAGGAAUACAAUACGGACAACUCGGCGUCCCCUCACGACCACCACUCAGCAACCUACCACUCAGCGCCCUACCACGACCACCACUACUACGCAGCGCCUUACGACCACCUUGCAACGGCAAUUCACAACCUUGGCUCCAACCACGGCAAGGGCCCAGACAACCCGAGCAUUUAGCACAACCCUACGGCGUGAUACAUCGCGUGCCCCAGCCACCACAACCCCACGCCGCUUUGAGACCACCCGACCGAGGGGUAACGGAGAUGGCGGCGGGAAUCAGAAUGACGAUUAUGAAGAUGAUGAUGAGAACGGCAACGGCAACGGCAAUGGCAAUGGUGUGAGCACAACGGGUCCCACACUGACAACCAUUGUUGGCAACACUGCCAACGUGGAAACUGCCGCGUUUGCCAGUGCCAUGGGAGAUGACGAUGGCUUGGCUAUUUGGUUUGCUUGGCGCUCCGGACUUGCUGUGCUGGGCGGCGUGGCGGAUUCAUCGGCGAGUAUGAGCGUUGCCUCGAGCGUCUCAAGCUUGUCCAGUAUGGACGAAUUUGAACUGGACGAUGUUCCGAUGGCUUACGACCACGCACCGGGCUUGUCCAACCCCGCCUGGUCGAACGUGGGUGUGCGCGACAGUCGCCAAUUCUCAGCACCUGUGCUUCCCACAACCAUGGCUAUGGGGCCCUAUCGCUCUGCGGGUGCACUCGAGACUUCUCCGCGCAGUCCUCCUCAGAUGGAGGCCGGUGCUCUCACUGGCAUGACGGUGAACCGAGGAUUCUCCUCAAACGCUCUGUAUGGCGUGCAUCGUGCACCGCCUCGUCGCUCAAGUGCGGCUGCACCCCCUCUGGUCGUGCCUGCUGGUGCACCCGUCUACGACCAGCGCACCAUGCCCGCAUAUGACGCAGCGCACCAGGCCCCGACCCCGAUGCCGCUCGUGGGCACAAGCACGCCGGCCGUUCGUUCACCCGGCGUCCAGGUCCUGACACCCGCACCAGGUCGGCCGCGACCUUCUCAAGCACCACUCUACUCACGGCCGCUGGUUUAUGAGAAAGCCGUGACGCCACCGUGGCACAGGGCCGAUUUCCCCGCCAAUUUUCAAGGCGGUGCACGUCGUGAGAAUACAUACGAGCGACCUGUGGUCAGGGCGGGACGCCCCUCUUACUUUCGAGAAACCACAUACGCCGUUCCACCAGGCACGCGUCAAGGGCAAAUACUGGAUGCGCGGCGGCGUCCCAGCGAACAUGUUUAUGACACGGCCCAUAUGCGUUCGAACAUGCGUCGCUCGAGCAGCACCAUGCCCCUGUCGCUUGACGAACCGCGCAGUGCCCGCGAGAGUCUGGUCGGGCGAACUUAUUUGUAA